This is a messenger RNA of Passer montanus (Eurasian tree sparrow), 369 nucleotides long. RefSeq names its product microtubule-associated serine/threonine-protein kinase 3-like. Gene Ontology annotation, molecular function: ATP binding; protein serine/threonine kinase activity. NCBI's taxonomy places the organism in Eukaryota, Metazoa, Chordata, Aves, Passeriformes, Passeridae. The annotation marks the transcript as partial. Gene Ontology annotation, biological process: peptidyl-serine phosphorylation; intracellular signal transduction. The transcript is spliced from 3 exons. The record is from RefSeq and is a predicted model, not a curated record.
AUGUCCCCUGUGCCAGGCGGGGACUGUGCCACGCUGCUCAAGCACAUCGGGGCGCUGCCCCUGGAGCUGGCCCGGCUCUACUUUGCCGAGACGGUUCUGGCCCUGGAGUACCUGCACACCUACGGCAUCGUGCACCGCGACCUCAAACCCGACAACCUGCUGAUCACGUCCCUGGGCCACGUGAAGCUGACGGAUUUCGGGCUCUCCAAGCUGGGGCUGAUGAGCCUGACCACCAACCUGUACGAGGGGCACAUGGAACCCUCACCUCUGACGGAUUUCGGGCUCUCCAAGCUGGGGCUGAUGAGCCUGACCACCAACCUGUACGAGGGGCACAUGGAGAAGGACGCGCGCGAGUUCCGCGACAAGCAG